Klebsormidium nitens is the source of this 1423-nucleotide messenger RNA. The record is from the annotation of a GenBank genome assembly. NCBI's taxonomy places the organism in Eukaryota, Viridiplantae, Streptophyta, Klebsormidiophyceae, Klebsormidiales, Klebsormidiaceae.
GAAAAUUGCACCCUCUCCAGAUCAAGACCACUAGCAAGUUGAACGUGCGAACUGCACUCGCAGUCUGCAGAACGAAGGGGGUUCGCGCGACGACAGACGUGAAGAGAGGCGUCGGAUUGCCUUUGCAAUGCUGGGGUUUUGUCAGGUUCGAAAGCGAACGAGGCCGCAACGUUCUGGAAAGCAAGUAGAUUUCUGGUGGAGGAGGAAUUGUCCAACAAGAAGGACAGAUUGCAGUUGAGGAUUGGGAAAAAGAGCAACAAAGAGUUGGGGGUCGUUCUUGUAGGUGGACGCAGUUCUUCUGCAAGGAGAGGCUUUGUAGAAACGACAAGAGCGGUGCACUUCUCACCGCUUCCUUGAAAAGCAUCUCCUUGCUCACAAUUGAGGGUGCAUUAAUCCAGUCAAGAUGAUUGGGUCAUUCAUCACAAGGGGCGCUAUAAUGGCGUUAGGGUACUUGUACCCUGCCUAUGAGUGCUACAAAGCUGUGGAGAAGCCCCGCCCAGACAUGGACCAGUUGCGAUUCUGGUCGCAGUACUGGGUGAUCAUGGCUGUCAUCACGGUCUCAGAGAGAGUAGCUGACGUCUUCAUUGCAUGGAUUCCAAUGUACUGCGAAGCUAAACUGGCCUUUAUUGUGUACCUCUGGUAUGACAAGACAAAGGGCACGACGUACAUCUACCAGCAGUUCCUGAAGCCGGUGCUGACUCAGCACGAGCCCGAGAUCGACCGCCGCCUGCACGAGCUCAAGACGCGCGCGGGGGACGUCGCGCUCGAGUAUUGGCGGCUGGGAUACAACUACGCCUACGGAAAGGUUCUUAUGCUGCUCACGCAGGGGUCGCUGCAGCCGCCCCCGCCCCCGCAACAGGACUACAGGGCGCAGCCGCCACCCCCGCCGAGGGAGUAUGGCCGGCGCACUCGGGACAGGGCGUACCCGUCAUACGUGGUCGAGAACGACGGCUCCGAUUACGAGGUCGUCGAGCCAAACGAGCCGGAGCCAAUGGAUGCAGCAGAUUACGCGACACCUACACCUGUGACACGCAACGUCCGCCAGCGAGCAAACCGUCAAUAUUGACCUCAAAAGCUAGGUCGACGAAAGUAGAACUACAAGCCAUGGGGCACAGUCGGUUAGAAGUAUACGAAUGAAAGUCAAGCUCCGUGCAUUCCGUUAUGACAACACAUAAGGCAAACAAAGGAGGGAAGAAAAUGUAGUAUGUACAGUACCGUUCGAUUAGAAACUUCAGUUCCUUAGCCAAAUGUAGUCCUGUACAUAGUGACCUCAUCAAGUCAAGUGGAAGUAAGCGACAAUAUGAUGCAGCAUACGGUAGAUUGUGCCUCGAUAUGUGCUUGAACCUGGCAUGUGUCGAAGACUUCUAUCAUGUAUACUUGAAGCAAUGACGUAUGCAUGACGUUCCAGGACUCGAGUCCCUAG